Messenger RNA from Megalops cyprinoides (Indo-Pacific tarpon), 3076 nucleotides. Its product is annotated as sestrin-3-like. NCBI's taxonomy places the organism in Eukaryota, Metazoa, Chordata, Actinopteri, Elopiformes, Megalopidae. The transcript has 9 exons. Gene Ontology annotation, cellular component: nucleus. Gene Ontology annotation, biological process: cellular response to L-leucine; cellular response to leucine starvation; regulation of response to reactive oxygen species. Gene Ontology annotation, molecular function: L-leucine binding; oxidoreductase activity, acting on peroxide as acceptor. The record is from RefSeq and is a predicted model, not a curated record. Bases 120 to 1460 code for a protein of 446 amino acids.
ACUUGUAGCUGGCCAGCCGAACGUUAGCCAGGUGGAUUGCGCAGCAGGUCUGCACGGUCUUUGUUAGCUAGUUAUUGAUAAUCUAUGGAAGCCGUGUCCAUGCGCUUACCAGGAGGAAAAUGAUCAUCUGCACGAAGAAAAUGGAUUACCCCUUCGGAACCCAGUGCCAGCGCGUCCAGAACCAGAUGGUGAAGGUGGGCUUGGAGAAGGAGCGUGCUGUGCCACCGCUGUGCGUGAAGGCUCCGGCCAGCAGGGGGCUCCUGGACGCUGUGUCGCAGCAGAUGACCCUUCACCCCCAGUACUUGGAGAGCUUCCUGCGCGCACAGCACUACAUCCUGCACAUGGAUGGACCUCUGCCCCUGCAGUACCGCCACUACAUCGCCAUCAUGGCUGCUGCUCGGCACCACUGCGGCUAUCUGGUGUCUUUGCACUCGGCCCACUUCCUGCGUGUGGGGGGCGACCCGCUGUGGCUGCAGGGCCUGGAAUCCGCCCCGCCCCGGCUGCGCCUCCUCGACCACAUCAACAAGGUGCUGGCCCACCGGCCCUGGCUCAUCGCCCGCUCCCACAUCCAGGAGCUGCUGAAGACUGGGGAGCAGUGCUGGUCUCUGGCGGAGCUGGUGCAGGCCGUGGUGCUGCUGGCUCACUGCCACGCCCUCUGCAGCUUUGUCUUUGGGUCGGGGGCGGAGGGGGACCCCCCGGUGACCCCGAGAGUGCGCCACGGCACACCGCCAGGGUACUGCCUCUGUGACGCUGCCAACGGCAACGGGGCCACGCCCCUGCCCUCUGUGACCCCUUCGGACAGGAUGCCCCGGAGACGGUCCCUAGACUCCAGCUAUGAGGCUGUGUGUCUCAGAGAAAGACUGCAGAAAGCACUGGAAGAGAAGGAGAGGAGGGGAGAGCACCUGCUCAAUUCCCAGACUCAAUCACACACAGACACAGAGGAAGAGGAGGAGGUUGCAUGUGCUGCAGACCCUUCACGGUUCAUCACAGACCCAGAAUUCGGCUAUCAGGAGUUUGCCCGCAGAGAAGAGGACCACUUCCAGGUUUUUAGAGUCCAGGACUACUCGUGGGAGGUCCACGGCUUCUCGCUGGUGAACCGGCUGUACUCCGACAUUGGGCACCUGCUGGACGAGCGCUUUCGGAAGGUGGCGUCCCUGCCCUCCCCCCGCGAGCCGGACCUCAAGAGGGCCAUCUGGAACUACAUUCACUGCAUGUUCGGCAUAAGGUACGACGACUACGAUUACGGCGAGGUAAACCAGCUACUGAAGAGAGAGCUGAAGCUCUACAUCAAGACUGUCGCCUGCUUCCCUGACGCCACCAGGAGCCCACCGUGCCCCGUGCCGUGGGCGCCACUCAAGCCGGAUGAAAAGGUCCAUGUGAACCUCCUGAUCAUGGAGGCGCGGCUGCAGGCGGAGUUGUUGUAUGCACUGAGAGCCAUUACCCAGCACAUGACAUCCUAGACAGAGGGUUGCGGGAGAGAUGCCUCUGUGAAUGAUGGACAACAAGAGGAUGCGAGAGGCAGAAUGGGGCUGGUUAGCUGUGAAAAAGAAUGAGAGGGGAGAAUGUGGAGGGAGAGAGGAGGGGUGUAGGAGACCAAGGAUGUGGACAGAGUGUUUUCAACAGGGAGAGGAAAACUAAAAGAACUGAGUUAAGGUGAUCUGUGGUACAGCACUGGUUCCGCUUUCCCUCUCAGCCUCAUACCCCCGCAUUCAAACCCUUUAAAGCUUUAUUGGAAUGAGUGUUGUGCACCAGUAUCUCGAGGGCUCUUAAUUACAAUGCAGUUCCUCUCUUUCUCUCUCCCUGUGUCCUUCCCCCAGUUUCUCCCUUUAGGUUAGUCUCUCCAUUUCUGUGUUUCCUUUCAUUGCAGCUCAAACGCUGUUAAAGAUCAAUGUGCAAUUAUUAUUACUAAUAUUGUUCAUGUUGUUAUUGUUAUGCUGAUUCAUGUUGCAAUUCUCUCAACUGUGAUGAAAGCAGAGCUUACUUUAGGAUGGAUAGAGAAAUGUUCACUCAACACCAUUGAAGCAUACUGAGGUUCACUUUGUGUUUAUUUUUUGUUUGUUUGUUUAUUUUUAAUAUUUUCAGCUAUAUUUUUGCUCUAAUCUUCCAGUUCCUUAUUGUGCAUUAAAAGGGGGUAGGGCUUGGGUGGAGAUUAAGCGUUACAUUUUCUGGUCUUUUUCAACCACGUGAUGUAUUUUUCAGAGACUGCAUUUGUGGAGGUGAAAGAUCAAAGCAGGCGUUUAGUGAUCAGAACAGCUUCCAAGUGUUCAUUGCAAUACUGAAAAAGGCAUAGAAAAAACACUACGGGAGGUGUAUCCACUCCUUGUUAUAGCACUUUUAAACUUUAUUUAAAAUUUUGAAGACAAGGAUGGCUCAUUGCAUGGUGGGUAAAUAUUCACAUUGAUCGGAAAUGUUCCCAUCCCAUCCUCCAGCAGAAGCACAGAGCAGCCUUCAGCUCACAAAAUGAGUUCUCCCUUGUCCUGAGAAAGAUCCCAAAGGGCACACACUAUUCUCAGCCAAGGUGAGAUUUGCAAGCUCCAACAUGGUGGUGAAUGCCAUGUUACUGUAAGACUGCCCCAUGUAGCCUGUAUUUUAAUGCAGGGGUUCUCAGACUCUGUCCUGGGGUAUCCUGUGCACACUGGUUUUUGUUACAGCCAAUCUCUUGAUCAUUUGAGGUCGUUGCAAACAUAGGUUCAAGUUGUUCCAUAAUUUUCCCCACAGUGCAGGUGUGGCUCGCUACCAUUUGCUGUCUUUGAACGUUUCAUUUUUCCACAGUUGAUUUAGUUUUCAGUGACCUGCUGUUUCAGCAGUUACGACUCCGCUGGUUUCAUCUGUCAGUGCCAUACAGCACAUUACUUACAAUGAAAGCAUUAUGUGCAUAUAUGUGAAAUGUAUUCUUUAUGGCAUGCAAAGCCAGAAAGACAUAAUGUGGCCUUGAGAGGGUAUGUCAUCCUGCAUUUGAUAUUUUAAAGUGUCUAGUUAAGAACAGUUAGCAGCAUUUUACAAUUGAUUUGGUGCAAUUUUUGGUUGGAACAAAAGUAGUGUGUACACAAGUGGUCCCCUGGACCAAGUUCAGGAG